AUGCCUCCAGCCGAGAAGCAAAAGGACUCUCACCGUCAUCGCUCUUUCAAGGGAUGCUGGACCUGCAAAAAAAGGAGGAUCCAGUGCGACGAGUUACGCCCAGGCUGUAAAAAAUGCAGCUCCAAGGGACUCACUUGUGAGGGCUAUGAGAUCCGAUUGCGCUGGGGGGCUGGUAUCGCCUCCCGAGGGAAGUUCUCGGGUGCCGAGAAGCCCGUGAAAGAAUCUAUACCCCCACGGUCGAAGCGAAGAUGGGAUAUGCGAGACAAGGGGGACAAAUCUCCUUUGGGGGAUCAGAAUGGUCAGCCUGUUCUAGUCUCUCAACCUCCAAUCCAAGGUAUCACCAGUUCAUCAACGUCUUCAAUGGUUCCGAUGGUACCAAGCUCACAUAUUCUUCUAGAUCGAGAACCUCAAUUCGUUGCCGAGCGAGCAACAGUCAAUAUACUCAACUCAUCCUGGGAGCCGGAUUCUCCUCUGAGUUCGGCCAUUAACAAGCAUUUUGAGAUACCUGUAUCACUAGCCACUUUGGCUGCGAGUGGUGUGUAUGGUCGGGAUCCAAAUAUGACGGAUCAAUAUGCCCAGCAUGCAGCUCGACGGAGCAUAUUGGCGUGA
Messenger RNA from Penicillium coprophilum, 609 nucleotides. Its product is annotated as Zn(II)2Cys6 transcription factor domain-containing protein. The record is from RefSeq and is a predicted model, not a curated record. Lineage: Eukaryota; Fungi; Ascomycota; Eurotiomycetes; Eurotiales; Aspergillaceae. The coding region runs from base 1 to 609 and encodes 202 amino acids. Gene Ontology annotation, cellular component: nucleus. Gene Ontology annotation, biological process: positive regulation of transcription by RNA polymerase II. Gene Ontology annotation, molecular function: zinc ion binding; DNA-binding transcription factor activity, RNA polymerase II-specific; transcription cis-regulatory region binding. The transcript has a single exon.